Messenger RNA from Aureobasidium namibiae CBS 147.97, 1530 nucleotides. RefSeq lists its product as uncharacterized. The record is from RefSeq and is a predicted model, not a curated record. Lineage: Eukaryota; Fungi; Ascomycota; Dothideomycetes; Dothideales; Saccotheciaceae. The transcript has 2 exons. The coding region runs from base 1 to 1530 and encodes 509 amino acids.
AUGUCGCCUUAUGGUAUCCCGGAUCCGCCACCAGUGGUCCCUCAUGGCUUCAACACAGAGAACUAUGUUGCACGACUAAAUUGCGUCGCGAAUCGAUUCGAAAUACAUCCUCGCUUACGAGGCCAAUACUCGCAGCUUGCUUCGAUAGAUCCCAUCGUUAGAGGAGAACUAAAAGUCGGUCCGCCCAGUCGAGUUUCAGAUUGGCAUCCUCUGCUAGAGAAAUGGGGACUUCAAGUUUUCUCAGCGGCUGGCUUUAUCAAUAGUACAGCUUAUGGUGGAUUUGGACAGGGUCAAAUGCCUGAAGGCCGCCUUACUGCAGCUACGGGUCACGGGCCAAUCCAUCCUCUCCUCAGAGAAGAUAUGUGGCAGGGGCUUCAGCGCGGCGAAUACAGUCUCAUGGAACCCGCGAUGCGUUUAGCUUCCGCCAUUCUCGACGACCCCGAAACUCUACGCUUUUUCGCUGGACUGAUGGUUCCCAGCGAUCAAAUGCCGUAUGUGAACCUUCCACACAUCGGUAGAUGCCCUCGCUUUGUACCGAGCCCGCCACUUGAUGUGAAUGCACAAGCAGACACAUACAAGAAACUCUUGGAUGUGCGCAGCUAUAUGGCAUGGGGUUUGGUGGAUAUGGAAAUAAUGAUAGAUACACACUUUGCUUUUGGGCUUACGAGGCCGGGACUUGAUGGCAACGGCAUGGUUUGUGACGGCGCAAGAGGGCCUGGAACUCGAUCGAGUGUCAUUUUGAUGAGCCGAGGCUACGUUGACGCAGUGCGAAUGUACGUUGAUGCUGAUCCAACACGCACUGGAUUAGCUAGGUUUGUCAACGACACACAACACCUUGCUUCAAUACCUCUGGAGGACAGGAUCAACAUCGAAGAGGAGUCGGCCUUCGCACGCAGCACAAUUUUGUUCGUGGACACACUGAUUCAUGAACUCACGCAUGCGAUCUGUGGUGCCUACUUCGAUAUAGGUUUGAUCAAGACCUCUGGUAUGCCAAAGCAUAGUCAGGUCUACGAGCCCUUUUUCGGCGGUGACCGUUGCAACGAGACUGGGCAUGCCAUGUCAUCAUACCUUUGGCGGGGGAAUCCCCUCGGAAUAUGCUAUUGGAACAUGCCCCAGGAUGUUACGUCCCUUUGGACACAACAGCACAUUGGCCCGCUGGGGCUCUGGUGGGCUGACAAAUGGGACAGAUGGAUCUUCGAUAAAGGCAACGUCGGUGUCAAACCAAGAGCUAUGGAUGCCGUCGACAUCGGCUCUCUCGAACGUAUCACACCAGUCCCUCAAGCGCACGUCAACAAGAUGUUUUCGAAUCAAUUGUGGCAUGAUGAGAUUCAUCGUUUUGGCCUGGAUGCUAUUCGGAUGCCUGAGAUGCACGACUGGUCAGCAAUGUGGACUCCCUUGGGGAUAAUCAAGGGCGCCUGGGGUACUGGACCGGAUAGGUGGAACGAUGGACCGGCGCCUGCUCCUGUUCCUCCAGCUCCUGCUCCCCCAUCUCCCAGUACUGAUAGCGAACCGGGCGGCGUCCCUUUGUGA